AUCUUCUUUUCAUUUCUUUUCAUCCAAACAAAGAGUGAGUAAGAAAGAUACAACAAAGUGGGAUUUAAGGUCGUUCUUGGCCAUGGUUUCGGUACAGGUGGCCUAUGUGGGAAUGAACAUCACUUCCAAACUGGCUUUGGAAUCUAGCAUGCGACCUUUAGCCUUGUUGCAUACUGCAAUUGCUAUCAUGCCUUCUGUGUUUAUUUUGAAGUGAUAAUAAUUUCUUUUGCUUGCUUAAAUUUUGUUUUGUUUUAAGGUAAUAAGUGAAUUUGGUUUGAUUCUUUCUCAAUUUGUAUUGUAUAUGGAUUUUAUUUGAUCUCUAGAAAAAUGAGUUGUUUUCUUUUAGGUCUAAAAUGUUGAUUCGGUUAACAUUAAUUGGAUAUCUCAUGCCUAUAAUCAAUCAUGUUUAUGACU
Messenger RNA from Rubroshorea leprosula, 414 nucleotides. The record is from the annotation of a GenBank genome assembly. Lineage: Eukaryota; Viridiplantae; Streptophyta; Magnoliopsida; Malvales; Dipterocarpaceae.